AAGAAGGCGGUGGUUAAGGGUAGUGAAGAAUACACCGAUAAAAGGUACCGUAAUAACGUAGCUGUAAGAAAAAGUCGAGCUAAGGCCAAGGAACGACAGAAAACUACCGAAAGUAGAGUUCAGGAACUUGGUGCUGAGAACGACAAGCUUCAAAAGAAAAUAGAUCUGUUGACCAAAGAACUGAACGUUCUCAAAGGACUCUUU
This is a messenger RNA of Lottia gigantea (owl limpet), 204 nucleotides long. RefSeq lists its product as hypothetical. Gene Ontology annotation, biological process: regulation of transcription by RNA polymerase II; DNA-templated transcription. The record is from RefSeq and is a predicted model, not a curated record. The transcript has a single exon. Gene Ontology annotation, molecular function: DNA-binding transcription factor activity, RNA polymerase II-specific; RNA polymerase II cis-regulatory region sequence-specific DNA binding. Lineage: Eukaryota; Metazoa; Mollusca; Gastropoda; Lottiidae. The annotation marks the transcript as partial.